GCCACUCAGGAAUCAAUCAACUGGGCGGUGUCUAUGUCAACGGGCGACCGUUGCCUGAUUCGACCCGCCAGAAAAUCGUCGAGCUGGCGCACAGCGGCGCCCGGCCCUGUGAUAUUUCGCGAAUACUGCAGGUGUCCAACGGCUGCGUGUCCAAGAUACUGGGGCGGUACUACGAGACGGGCUCGAUCCGGCCGCGUGCAAUCGGUGGCAGCAAGCCACGCGUCGCCACCUCCGAUGUAGUGGGCAAGAUUGCCCAGUACAAGCGAGAGUGCCCGUCCAUCUUCGCCUGGGAGAUUCGCGACCGACUGCUCAGCGAGGGAUGCUGCACCAACGACAACGUGCCCUCG
Rhagoletis zephyria (snowberry fruit fly) is the source of this 347-nucleotide messenger RNA. NCBI's taxonomy places the organism in Eukaryota, Metazoa, Arthropoda, Insecta, Diptera, Tephritidae. The record is from RefSeq and is a predicted model, not a curated record.